Messenger RNA from Clunio marinus, 285 nucleotides. The record is from the annotation of a GenBank genome assembly. NCBI's taxonomy places the organism in Eukaryota, Metazoa, Arthropoda, Insecta, Diptera, Chironomidae.
AUGGAGAUUGAAGCAGAGCUGUUUUAUGCAUAUAAACAAAAUGUAAACAAAGAAGACAUACGGUUGCUUCUGAUGAUUUUGCUUGUUGUUAAAUUUGUGAUCUUUUUUUUAUCUCUUCUUGAUUCUGUUGACAACAUCAAUUUGAUGAGCUUAUGUUUGCUAAAAACUCUUAUCGAAUUAAAUUCUGUAAUUACAGUGAGAAACUUUGUAAAGAAUAUUUCUAAUUAUGGAAUGAACUUUUCAAGAAAAUCUCAUAUGAACUGUGAACGUGUUUACGUCUGUUGA